AGAAGCCCUGUACCAGCCUCCACAAUCCUACUGAUCUCAAGCUCCUACCUGUACAGGACCCAGGGCGGAUGUAUCUUAGUCUUUCUGACGUCCAGCGUGGAGCCAAGCACUGAACAGUAGUUGAUACAGAUGGCAUUGUCCCAGAUGGCCACAGAGCUUCUCCUGGCCUCCACCAUCUUCUGCUUGGUACUCUGGGCGGUCAAGGCCUGGCAGCCUCGGCUUGCCAAAGGCCUGAAGAGUCCACCGGGGCCCUGGGGCUGGCCCCUGCUCGGGAACGUGCUGACCUUGGGCAAGAGCCCCCACCUGGCGCUGUCCAGGCUGAGCCAGCGUUAUGGGGACGUGCUGCAGAUCCGCAUCGGCUCCACCCCCGUGCUGGUGCUCAGUGGCCUGGACACCAUCCGGCAGGCCCUGGUGCGCCAGGGGGAUGAUUUCAAGGGCCGACCCGACCUCUACAGCUUCUCUCUGAUUACCGACGGCCAAAGCAUGUCCUUCAGCCCAGACUCCGGACCAGUGUGGGCUGCGCGCAGGCGCCUGGCCCAGAACGCGCUCAACACCUUCUCCAUUGCCUCCGACCCGGCUUCCUCGUGCUCUUGCUACCUGGAAGAGCAUGUGAGCAAGGAGGCCGAGGCCCUUCUCAGCAGGCUGCAGGAGCAGAUGGCAGAGGUCGGGCGCUUUGAUCCCUACAGCCAAGUGCUGCUGUCAGUGGCCAAUGUCAUUGGUGCAAUGUGCUUUGGGCACCACUUCUCUCAGAGAAGUGAGGAAAUGCUCCCCCUUCUAAUGAACUCCAGUGAUUUUGUGGAGACCGUCUCCUCCGGGAACCCGGUGGACUUUUUCCCCAUUCUCCAAUAUAUACCCAACUCAGCCCUGCUGAGAUUCAAGAACUUCAACCAGACGUUCGUGCAGUCCCUGCAGAAAAUUGUCCAGGAACACUAUCAAGACUUUGAUGAGGUGGCAGUGCCAUAUAGGGUACCGCAAGGUCCAACCUGGAAGUGCCAUGGUGGCCGUAAGCUUGUGUCCCCACAGCGCAGUGUCCAGGACAUCACAGGCGCCCUCUUGAAGCACAAUGAGAAGAGCUCCAGGGCUAGUGGUGGCCACAUCCCCCAAGAGAAGAUCGUCAACAUUAUCAACGACAUUUUUGGGGCCGGAUUUGACACUGUCACAACGGCCAUUUCCUGGAGUCUUAUGUACCUUGUGGCAAACCCUGAGAUACAGAGAAAGAUCCAGAAGGAGUUGGACACGGUGAUUGGCAGGGCACGGCAGCCUCGCCUCUCUGACAGGCCCCAGCUGCCCUUAAUGGAGGCCUUCAUCCUGGAGAUCUUCCGACACACCUCCUUUGUCCCCUUCACCAUCCCCCACAGCACAACAAAGGACACGACACUAAAAGGCUUCUACAUCCCCAAGGAACGCUGUGUCUUUGUAAACCAGUGGCAGGUCAAUCAUGACCAACAGGUGUGGGGGGAUCCAUUUGCAUUCCGGCCAGAGCGAUUCCUCACUGCAGAUGGCACCGCCAUCAACAAGACCUUGAGUGAGAAGGUGAUGCUCUUUGGCAUGGGCAAGCGCCGGUGCAUAGGAGAGGUCCUGGCCAAGUGGGAGAUCUUCCUCUUCCUAGCCAUCUUACUGCAGCAGCUGGAGUUCAGCGUGCCAGCAGGUGUGAAAGUAGACCUAACCCCCAUCUAUGGGCUGACCAUGAAGCACACCCGCUGUGAGCAUGUCCAGGCACGGCCACGCUUCUCCAUCAAGUGAAGGCACCAGCAUGCCAAGGCAGAGGGAGGGGAAGGAUCACCCAUGGGGCCUCAGCCCUUGUUUUUUUUCCUUCUUCUUAAAUAAAAGUUUCAUUGAGGUAUAAUACAC
This is a messenger RNA of Nyctereutes procyonoides (raccoon dog), 1851 nucleotides long. RefSeq names its product cytochrome P450 1A2. Gene Ontology annotation, biological process: hormone biosynthetic process; progesterone metabolic process. The transcript is spliced from 8 exons. The record is from RefSeq and is a predicted model, not a curated record. Gene Ontology annotation, molecular function: iron ion binding; steroid 17-alpha-monooxygenase activity; oxidoreductase activity, acting on paired donors, with incorporation or reduction of molecular oxygen, reduced flavin or flavoprotein as one donor, and incorporation of one atom of oxygen. Lineage: Eukaryota; Metazoa; Chordata; Mammalia; Carnivora; Canidae. The coding region runs from base 130 to 1743 and encodes 537 amino acids.